AUGAAAGCACUUCUUCUCCUCACUGUUAUCUUCUCUCCCAGUUUAUGUGUUUUUAUACCAAAACACCGCAAUUUUCCAGCCCCUCAUUAUGGAAUCGAAGAACUGAGACGCGACCACGGGGGCGACCUCGUUAGUGCCGCCUUUGACAUCGUCGACGGCUUUCUCUUUCAAGAAAUUUGCAUUUGUUUCGAUAAAAACACAAAUAAAAACUUCUUGCAGCACCUUUUGGUACACUUUGUCCGAAACAACAUCGCCAUCAAACUCUUCAAUAUCACAACUGUUGAAAUCCAAGACAAAUAUUUGGCAUUUUUGAACUACCAAGUGACGAAUCAUCUCGGGGCGAACACCAUAUUUUUCAGCUCGCACAAAUUCUACGAACACGUUCUUCUCGAAAUCAAUGAUCGUGAUUACAUUCGUCGUAACUUGAUUUAUAUUUUCAACUGGGGUCGGAGGCCCUUUAGCCGCUAUUUUAUCAGGAAUAUAAUGUCCGUGAUGAAGGUUUUCGUCAUUACAAACCCGCGAAACGACACUUUUCGCAUUUUUUACAACCAGGCGGUACCCCACAAGAAGCACCAUCUGGAAAUGGUCAAUUGGUGGCAACACGGAGUUGGCCUUUUCAACCAUCCCACACUACCAGCCAAAUACAAUAAUGUGUUUAAAGAUUUCAAAAAAAAUAUUUUUCGAAUACCAGUGAUUCAUAAACCCCCAUGGCAUUUCGUCCAGUACGCUAACGACUCUAUUAAAGUGACCGGAGGCCGCGACGACCGGAUUUUAUCCCUCUUGUCCAAAAAACUCAACUUUCGGUACGAGUACUUCGACCCUCCGGAACGCAUCCAAGGGUCCUCAGCGUCGGAAAAUGGCACUUUCAAAGGGGUUUUAGGCCUGAUUUGGAAACGACAAGCUGAGUUUUUCAUCGGCGAUGUGGCCCUAAGCCACGAACGCGCGAACUACGUCGAAUUCUCGUUUAUCACUUUGGCUGAUAGUGGAGCUUUUAUCACUCACGCUCCCAGUAAGCUAAACGAGGCUUUAGCCCUUCUUCGGCCCUUCCAAUGGCAGGUUUGGCCCGCCAUUGGGGUGACUUUCGUGCUCGUGGGACCGGUACUUUACGCAAUUAUUGCGCUGCCUAAUGCCUGGAGACCUAGGUUUCGAGUGAGGUCACAUGCACGACUUUUCUUCGAUUGUACGUGGUUUACCACGACUGUGCUUUUGAAACAAACCGGGAAAGAGCCAAGUUCGAGUCACAAAGCGAGGUUUUUUAUUAUCAUUCUCUCGAUUUCCUCCACGUAUGUGAUUAAUGACAUGUAUUCGGCUAAUUUGACUUCGUUGCUUGCUAAACCGGGACGAGAGAAGGCUAUUAAUAAUUUGAAUCAAUUGGAGAAAGCUAUGGCGACUAGAGGCUAUGAUUUGUAUGUUGAGAGGCAUAGCUCGUCUUAUAGCCUAUUUGAGAAUGGGACGGGGAUUUAUAGUCGAUUAUGGCAAAUGAUGAAUCGACGCCAAACCCAUUUUCUUCUAGAAUCAGUGGAGGAAGGGGUGCAACUUGUCAGGGAUAGUACCAACAAGGCUGUUAUUGCCGGCCGUGAAACCCUCUUUUUUGACAUUCAAAGAUUUGGUGCCAGCAAUUUUCACUUGAGUGAGAAAUUAAAUACAGCAUACUCAGCAAUUGCCUUGCAAUUGGGUUGCCCUUACAUCGAAGAAAUCAAUAAAAUCCUUAUGGCGAUUUUCGAGGCCGGAAUUAUAACGAAAAUGACCGAAAAUGAGUACGAACAAUUAGGGAAAAAGAAAGAAACAACGUCUGAAACCGAAAAAGAGUUAAUACCCGGUGUCAAAAAAGAAAAUCGAAGAGUGGCCAAAGUCAGUGAAGAUAACGAAAAACUCCAACCGAUCAGCAUUAAAAUGCUUCAAGGGACUUUCUACUUGCUUUGCAUCGGAAAUUUAUUUUCAGGUUUGAUUCUACUUGCUGAAAUUUUGGUCAACAAACACAAAAAAACGUACAAAUACAAAAAACAAAAACACAGAUUUGUUUAUUUGAGAAAAAUCAAACAUUGUUGCGUCGCAAAACUUGAAGCAGUUGGCGAUGCUGUGAGGGGGAUUUACAGAAGGGCCAUGCACGAGGCGUUUGUCGCAACAUUGGAAUAUUUAGAGUAA
Molecule: messenger RNA, 2145 nt
Organism: Tribolium madens (black flour beetle)
Lineage: Eukaryota; Metazoa; Arthropoda; Insecta; Coleoptera; Tenebrionidae
Product: ionotropic receptor 40a-like
Exons: 11
Coding region: 1-2145 (714 amino acids)
Cellular component (GO): membrane
Molecular function (GO): glutamate-gated receptor activity
Source: RefSeq, a predicted model, not a curated record